Messenger RNA from Geodia barretti, 1552 nucleotides. The record is from the annotation of a GenBank genome assembly. NCBI's taxonomy places the organism in Eukaryota, Metazoa, Porifera, Demospongiae, Tetractinellida, Geodiidae.
ACAAGUGAAUGGGAGGGAUAUAUAUAUAGCUUUUUGGUCACCUUAUAGGAAGUGAACAGGGUGGAGUAGAUGCCUCAUCGGGUGAAAGAGAUGCUUUGACAGGGAAUAAGAGGGAGUCAGGGUAUGAAAAGAAGUCGGAGCCAGGGAAAGAGAAAGAGAGGGGGAAUAAGGAGUCUGAGAAAAAUGAGCCAGGAAGUGAGAAAGAGAAGGGGAAUAAGGAGUCUGAGAAAAAUGAGCCAGGAAGUGAGAAAGAGAAGGGGAAUAAGGAGUCUGAGAAAAAUGAGCCAGGAAGUGAGAAAGAGAAGGGGAAUAAGGAGUCUGAGAAAAAUGAGCCAGGAAGUGAGAAAGAGAAGGGGAAUAAAGAGUCUGAGAAAAAUGAGUCAGGAAGUGAGAAAGAGAAGGGGAAUAAGGAGUCUGAGAAAAAUGGGCCAGGAAGUGAGAAAGAGAAGGGGAAUGAGGAGUCCGAGAAAAAGGAGUCAGGAAGUGAGAAGGAGAAGGGGAAUGAGGAAAGGCGUGGGAACGAAAAGAAGACUAAGAAUACAACUGGAGCCAGACAGGGGGAAAAGAGGAUUCAAGGAGGGGGCAAUAGUGAUGGGAAGUUCUCUAACGGUAGGAAAAGGAAAGACACUACUCUGAAAGAGACGGGAAGGGAUUCACCACAAAAAAACAGUAGUAAGAAAAAACUGGUAGGAAUGGACGUCUCUGAGGCUAUUGAUAAAGAUUCCGAGAUGAUGGAGACUCCUAGAACUCCUUUGACUCCAUCAAAGGAAUCAAGAGCCAGCAAAGAGUCCACGUAAAAGGUUGAAAACCUACUAUGAUGCAAGCUCUGAGGAAUCGGAUAAGGAGGAACAACAUCCACCUGCAAAGAAACAAGUGAGUAAAGUCUAGUGGACUGGGACCAGGAAUAUUCCACAACCCUAUCACCUCGGAAAUGGCAAAAUCGAAGGAAAAGGUCCGCAUGUUAGAGAGGUCACACGUGAGUUUAAAAAGAAAAGUUUCGGAACAAGCAGCUGAACUAAAUCACCCAAGACAGCUAACUUCACCCAAUAUUUCUUCAGCAUCAGAAGCCACCCCAGAUGGUCCUGCAUUUUCAUUUCUGCCACCUCGAGGUCCUUUUCGUAAGAGUCCGAUUUAUUCGUCUCCAACUCCUGCACCAAGAGAACAAGAUAUUCCACACUUUCUGAAAGGGGUGGAUCAAGUACGUCUUCAGAAUGCCAAGCUGCAGUCGGAUGCUGGUGGUGCAGCUCUGAAAUUGAUGGACUGUUUGUUCUCUACUGAACAAAUGGUGAAUGGGAAUCCUUCUGGUGUUACACGUUCUAAGGACGCAGCACGACAAAAGACAAUCAAGCGACUUGAUCCAGAGAAAAUGAGAUACAUUGAUAGUAUUCUACAAGAGAAAUGGGGUGUGACAACAAUGAACAAGGAGAUCAGGCGCAAAAUGACACAAAAAUGUACUGAUUACUUUUCAGAUAGUCGAUACAAGCAUUUGCAUCACUCUUUAUUCAAUUGUUUUUCAUGUGCAUGCUGCAUAAAUGUACGCUAUUAUAUUGCA